AUGAAUUUCGGAGAAUUGACCGGACCGGAGUCGGCAAAAGUAAGCGCCGUGCCUCGGUCGCUUAUUGGUGCAGUUGCUGAGCUGUCGAACACGGCGCUCGUGGGCGGUGGUCAUUUUGCAGGGCAACAGCUUGUAGCCUCGUCCCGCCUAUCGACCAGCGUUGAUCCUCCUUUUGUUCUCGUCAAAACUCGGCACAACACGACCGACCAAUACCCCUGGCACAACACAGAUGCGACGUAUCAGAGCCCUUUCCGGCGGAUACUAGCCCUCCGCGCCCAUUUUCCCUCCAUUAAUCGAACUCCUACCGUUCGUCUCCUCGGCGCCUUCCUGCCCGUGGAGAGUCUGGUGCCCAGGCCACGACGACUCGCACGUCCGAACGAUCACGGCCACGAUUCCCAUCGCCGUCGCCGUCACGAUCACGCCAUGGCUUCACAGCAGAUCCUCUUCGCCGAGACGAUAGCCGGCAUGAAGAAGGCGUUCAAGAGAAAAGCCUACGAAUCCGACUCGGAUUCGGAAAUUGAGAACCGCGGCAACCGCGGCAACAAGCUGAAGAAGAGAGCGCGAUUUGCGCACCAGGGACAAUUGGCGCCCACCCAGGGCCCGAGUGCAUACAAGGAGGUAAUGACCGAGCCCGCACAAUCCCACCCUUCCCGGUCGAACCGUUCGAACCGUUCACCUGACGGACCAUUUCUCUCUCUGCAGACCGUCGACUACUCGGGUGUCCGAAGAUCCAUCAUCCACCGCAACCCGCCGCUCAUCGAUUACGACGGGUACGAAAUCAACAGCGACGAUGACGAACGACAGGUCGAAGACGCCGAGGUCUCGGCCGCCGAACUCAACCCUUACGCCAACGUCCAUCUGGAACACAUAUUGGCCCCGUUGACCGCUUCCACCGAUCUGCCGACACACUCGACCCUGUCGAAGCCAUUCACGUCCAGGACGCUCACCGAUCUGGUUUCGCAGAGCUGCACAAUGACGCGGAAGGAAAACCGCUCGCUGUGGAAUGUCCGAUAUCUCUGGACGACGCUGUGCGGGGAUGGAAACUGGAUGCCGUGCGGGACGAUGAUUGGGCCAAACGACGUGGAAUUCUACUCGGAUGAACACGUCGCUCGGCACCUCCUAGGCUUAGCCAAAGCGAACAUGGCCGACACUGCGUCACCGGGGAUGGUGAACGGCGAGGGGGCAAACGGAGCAACAGCCGUUGCCGGCGACCACAUGAAGCAGGCUGAAGAUGUGGCCAUGACGGACGCCGGAGCGGACGAGAACGAGGUCGGCACAACCAAGGACGAGGCAGAGGUCGACGAAGGCGCAAAGACGGAGGAUAAGAACGAAACGGGGUGCCAGAGCCCCGCGAUGGAGGAGGACAAGAGGCGGAUGGAAGAGGGGAGCGCGAAAAAUCACAAAGAUGGUUUGGCCGAAAAGAUGGCCAGCAGAGACAGGGGGAAGGAAGGCAUGGAGCGAGCAGACGACGGUUCGGCCGACGGCGCGGCAAACAAUGGGGAGACGGGGGAGAUGGAGAACCGACGCAAGAAUGACGAGACAGCUCCCUCGGUCUCGUCGGAUGCCUUGGAGCCGGCAUUUGUCCAUCCCAUGUUUCAGACACCGGUGGGCGUCAAGCUGGAGCGGGACCUCCACCUCCCGAGGAAGGAGGCCGAAGACAUCCGGCGACUCUUGGCACUGUACGUGCAAAAGCAAGAGGAGAUUUGCCGCGGAGCAAGCCGGUUGCAUCACGGGCUGCUGAAGGCUGAGCGGCUGCGGAAGGACGUCCUGCACUGGGCCAAGGCGGAGGCGCACUGCGGCCCAGGCCGGGACAUGUCCGACGGGGAGGAUUGGUACGACAAGGACGAAUGGGGCCUCGCGGAUGACCUCAAGAAAGGCCACGACGAAGAGGAAGAGGAUACGACGACGUCGGGCAAGAAGACGAGGAACCGUCGACAGUGA
Molecule: messenger RNA, 1941 nt
Organism: Drechmeria coniospora
Lineage: Eukaryota; Fungi; Ascomycota; Sordariomycetes; Hypocreales; Ophiocordycipitaceae
Product: rxt2-like protein
Exons: 3
Coding region: 1-1941 (646 amino acids)
Biological process (GO): negative regulation of rDNA heterochromatin formation; negative regulation of silent mating-type cassette heterochromatin formation
Cellular component (GO): Rpd3L complex; cytosol
Source: RefSeq, a predicted model, not a curated record